Molecule: messenger RNA, 1618 nt
Organism: Exaiptasia diaphana
Lineage: Eukaryota; Metazoa; Cnidaria; Anthozoa; Actiniaria; Aiptasiidae
Exons: 1
Coding region: 1-1041 (346 amino acids)
Source: RefSeq, a predicted model, not a curated record
AUGAAUAACUCUGAUAUAUCACUCCUCAGGUCGGCCAUUGUCGACCUUACAAAGCGUCUAUCACAAGAYGAAACCCCUUCCGUGAAGGGCAAAGGGAAAGGGCCUGCCAAACGGCUAAGCCAUGGCGAUAAGAACCUUCYCGCCAAAAAGCGCCGCCAUGUUGGCUCCACGAGCACAARKACUGACUCAAAGUCAGCCGGCGACGACACUAAUGACAUUGACCCUGACCAAAUGAUGAAUAAAAUCAUCAAUGAAAACAACAGUCUGUCAGAUAACUCAGACGACGACUGCRAUUCGCAAGACUCUAACGAUGAUACGCUCCUCGAGCAGUUAGAGAAGGAAUAYGAGUCGGACGACAUUGUCGGGUCAAAACUUCAACAUAGCCAGCUUGCAAAAUUGCUGGAUAAAAUGUUUAGACAUCGUAUGUCUGAUAAGGWCUUGAAAGAAAAAUUAGAUCGUCAAGAAAGGCCAAAAAAUUGCCAUAACGCUAAAYCUACUAGGGUAAACCCAGGUAUUUMUCGUAAACUGGGAGACUUCACGAAAAAGAGAGACUCAAACAUGUACAAAAUACAGCAAGCCUUGGUAAAAGGCAUCAUACCAGUAGCAAGAAUGACUGACCUGACCAUGUCAGGCCGAUUGAAGAAGGAGUCUAUACAAGAACUGAAGACGCUUGGCCUACAGGCCUUAUCAUUACUUACUCAUGUUAACUAUGAAAUUAACAUGCAGAGAAAACAACUCAUGAAAACAGACAUAGGAAGGGACUAUGCAUCAUUAUGCUCCCCUCAUAUCCCAUUCACUGAUGAGCUCUUUGGAGAUGACCUUCAAAAGCAAUUGAAGGAGAUUGGAGACCAAAAUAAAAUUGGGAAAAAGGUUCACUCCAAAAGUCACCCCAACUAUGCAAACUCUGCAUCUUACUCCCAUUCAAAUUACAAGUACUCUCAUGAUAGAGCUUCAAAAAACUCCAGAGGCCAAGGCUUCAGGCCUUGGCGGAAGAAAGAAGGCCAGAGGCACAAAACAAAGCAGAACCAACAGUCCAAGUAAAUCAACCUAGCUCCAUUGAGCUGGUAAGUGCUACAAAAAAUUUUAGAGCUGGCAACAUAGCUAAAUUUGUUGAUAAUUGGAGGUUGUUAACCUCUGAUAAUAACAUCCUUGAGAUCAUUACUGGCUAUCAUAUAGUCUUUGAGACUUCUCCUUACCAAACUGGAAUACCAUGUGUCCAUUUCUCUAAGGGAGAAGAAGAAAUCAUUUCAACUGAAAUUGACAAAUUAAUGUCCAAACAAGUUAUCACAAAAGCCAUGCAUUGUGAUAAUGAAUUUAUUUCAACAGUUUUCACAAGACCAAAGAAAGAUGGGUCACAUAGACUCAUUCUAAAUUUGAAAAAUCUUAAUGAAUAUGUUAUCUAUGAACACUUUAAGAUGGAAUCCCUGCAAUCAGCUGCACAACUUUUGAAAAAAGGCUCAUGGAUGGCAGUUCUUGAUCUCAAGGAUGCAUACUAUUCAGUGCCAAUAGCCACUGAACAUAGAAAAUACCUUAGGUUUCUUUUUAAAUCAUCACUGUAUGAAUUCACAUGUUUGCCUAAUGGCUUGUCUAGUGCACCAAGAGUGUUCACAAAACUAAU